This is a messenger RNA of Myxozyma melibiosi, 1241 nucleotides long. RefSeq lists its product as uncharacterized. The transcript has a single exon. Bases 142 to 792 code for a protein of 216 amino acids. The record is from RefSeq and is a predicted model, not a curated record. NCBI's taxonomy places the organism in Eukaryota, Fungi, Ascomycota, Lipomycetes, Lipomycetales, Lipomycetaceae.
CAGGCCACGAGGACGAGGCUUAGCUCACAGUGCGGCUCAACGUGACCGAGCACUCGACGCGUGGCGGUUUGUUUGUUUACCUUCGUCAUAUCGCUCCCCUCCAGACGCGAUCCUGCAGUGAUCUCGUUGAUUGAUCCCGUAAUGUCUGGAUUGUCGUCGCCCGGCUGCACGAACUGGAACACGCAAAAGUGCAGGCGCGUGCUGCGGCCGCUGUCUUCGAAGCUGCAGGCGCUCAAAUCGCUCGUCGAGGCGCAUCCCUCCUUGCUCACCCAGGCGCACUCUGCGCCCGGGCAGAAAAGCAGCUCAUUCAAUUCAAAGAAAUACUACUCAUCUUCUUCAUCAUCGUCUUUUUCUUCUUCUUUGCGGGACUCAACAGCACCGAAACUCACCGCAAGCAAUGAGCAUUCCUCGCGCUUCAGAUCAGACACGCUCUUCCUCGCGCUCCACGACAAAAUCUCCCCCGAGAUAUUCGCGCUCUACCGCUCAAUCUACCACGCCUUCCGCCACUUCCUAACCCAAGCCUAUCUCCCCGCGCGCUCGCUCGCGCAAAAGUCCGCGGUCGAGGUCGGCAAGUGCAUCGUCUACACCAUGGACAGUUUCUCGGAGGAUGAGUGGUACGACUGCCUUGUGCAGCUCAGGCUUUACAAGCGAUUUAUCGCGAUCGGACAUGGUGCUUCGCUUGUUGCGCAGGAGGCUGUGCUUUGUCGUGAGCUGUUGCCGGCACUUGUCGCGGCGUGCGCGGAGUUUGAGGCGUAUGAUAUCGUAAGUGUUGUUGUCUUUUUGUUGCUUUAGCAAGAAUUGAGCUAAUAUGAGAUUAGGGACUGCUGUUGUUUCGCAGUCUUCUUGAGGUCACGUCUCCGGAGAACGUACUUUUUCAGCUUGAUCUGUUCUGCAACCUCUGCGACCAGGUGAAGUCAUCGUCGCAUCUGCUGAUCGAGUACGUCACAGCAAGUCUCUCUCCAAACACGAUGGGCGAUCCAAAUUUCACAGCGAUGUUCACGCAUAUCCUGUCAGAGAGCAAGUACUCUUACUUCUACAGCAACUCCUCGUUCCGCGACUACCUGCGCCAUGUAUUUGUGUUUGCGCGCCGCCGGAUCCGGCGAACUAGUCAUCCCAGCUUUUCAAAGAUCGAGAGUCAGCUGACGAGGCUUGCGAUUAUGGUGUGUCAGCGCGAGGACGUGUUUGAUGAGUUUAUGGUUCAGACGUUGAUUGAUGCGCUUGGUACGGCGUCUAGCAGGUUU